Molecule: messenger RNA, 2744 nt
Organism: Dreissena polymorpha
Lineage: Eukaryota; Metazoa; Mollusca; Bivalvia; Myida; Dreissenidae
Product: endonuclease G, mitochondrial-like
Exons: 3
Coding region: 118-1041 (307 amino acids)
Biological process (GO): apoptotic DNA fragmentation
Cellular component (GO): nucleus; mitochondrial inner membrane
Molecular function (GO): single-stranded DNA endonuclease activity; nucleic acid binding; RNA endonuclease activity
Source: RefSeq, a predicted model, not a curated record
AUAAAUAUUUUAAGGUUAUAAAAAUAGCAAAACGUUAAUUGUGUCGUGUUUUUGGACAUCUAGUUUCUGUUUUGAUUGGAGUCGUUUAAGAAUUUUCAUCUACUAAAGCUCGUAAAAAUGUUUAGAAACAACAUAUUGCCAUUGAUAUCUGCGUGUUCUGUCGGGAUUGGAGCUUUUCUCGGAGCAAAAUAUGAACGACUGAAAAAUCGACCUUCAGCAACUGAAGAUGGUUUGAGUAGUUACCUCCCUUCUUUCCAAGAUGUUCAUGCAGCAUCUGCGCUCCCAACGUCAUUUACAGGCGUUGCACAGUCUAGUAAUCCCUCGACGAUCAUGCGAUACGGAUUUCCAUCAUUGGACAACAUUAGAACCUUCGAUGACUUUGUGCUUGCUUAUGACAAGAGAAAUAAAAACCCACACUGGGUUUUUGAACAUUUAACUCCAGAUAAGCUCCCGUCUAGCUCCGCAUCCUCAGCGAAUCGAAAGAACUCAAACUUUUUUGAAGAUGAUAAAAUUCAUGAGAAGCACAGGAGUCUUUUAUCAGACUACAAAGGCAGUGGUUUUGAUCGCGGACACAUGGCAGCAGCUGGCAAUCAUCGACAUAGUCAACAAGCCAUGGACCAGACAUUUACACUUAGUAAUAUUUCACCACAGGUUGGAGAGGGCUUCAAUCGUGGCAUCUGGAACAACCUUGAAAAAUAUGUACGAAGCAUUGCCAGAAACAAUCCAAACACUUACGUCUGUACUGGACCAUUGUAUCUUCCAAAACAAGAAUCAGAUGGAAAAAUGUAUGUAAAAUACCAGGUGAUAGGAAAGAACUAUGUGGCAGUACCCACUCAUUUCUUCAAAGUUAUUGCCAUAGAAACAACUACUGGGGAAUAUGAAAUUUUGUCAUUUGUGCUGCCCAAUCAACCACUUAAAGAAGACAUUCCACUGAAAACAUUUUUGACACCAUUGGACGCUGUUGAGAGAUCUUCAGGACUUUUGAUAUUUGAUAAACUUCCACGCAACAAAGUAAAACUCAUAAACCAUCGAAAGCCUUAACGUUUUUCAAUGAAGUUAUUAUAUGAUUAUGUGCUGUGUGGUUGCUAGUAGUUUUUUUUCAUUCUAGCAGUUAGUAGAUAUUGUUAUUAAUUGUGCCUAACUAUGGGAAAACUGGGCUAAAUGCUUGUGCAUAAAGUUUUGUCCCAGAUCAGUCUGUGCAGUCUGCACAGGCUUAUCAGGGACCACACUUUUUGCCUUAGAGGAUUUGUGUUAACAAGAGACUUUCGUAAAUAAAAAAAUGCAAUACUAGUAAAAGCAGAAAAGUGUAGUCACAGUGUAAAGUGUAGAAAAGUGGGAUACACUUUACGCUCAUGCAUAAAGCCCAGUUUACCCAGAAUAAGGCUCAUUUAUAGCCCUGCCAACAAAGUAGAGGAGGUGUACUGUGUUUACUACAGCUUUUUGUUAAUGAUAGAAUCCUUUUUUAAUAAUACAUGUUACAUUUAAAACAUUGCCGGCGCAAAAUUCAUCAUAUUGAUAACAAGAAAUAUCUUUUAAAAAGAUGUACGGCGUUGAUUGUUUAUAAACGAUCAAAAGCUAUAUCUAUUAUAUCAAAAAUAUAGAAUGCCUCUUUUCCGCAAAGUUCUUAGCUGCAUCACACGCAAAUCAAUUACGGGGUGUUGCGCCAGAUUUCAUGGCUUAUUUCGCUUUAUUACAUAUUAUAACAUGCACUCAGAUACAGAUUAUAUUUACAGAAUAGAAAAACACAAAAAGCAUGAAAACAAGUGAAAUCAUAUAGGUCAGCCGGCAACACUCCAAUCUUAUUUCAUUUCAUAAUACAUUUGUAAAUAGUAUCGUGAAUCAUUGUGCUCAUGCUUAAUAAAUUGGUCUAAAUGGAUAAAUAUUUCUAAUUAAAUUAAUUAAAAAUGGCCCUUAUCAUGCAAUUGUUAAAAACACAUUAAAAAUCUAUGAUUUACAUACCAUAAUAAUAUUUCCAAAUAUCUUUAUUUAGUAUCUUUCUGAUCAAAAUAUACUUCAAGUGCACAUAGUUUACGUGAUAGCAUUUAUAUAAUGUUUUCUGUAACUGACUGCAAACUGACCUUGAUACCUUGCGCAUUGGAAUGCAAUGCAUUAAAGUGAGGUAACAAUUCCACUGCUUGAACAACGGCUUGUUUAAAGCUUUAAACAUUUGCGUGUUUAACGGUCGAUUUUGAAAACAAUUUUAAAUAUUUAAUCAGGUUACUGAACAACAAUACUUUAUGAUCUAAAAUUUAUGAGUGCGCAGAAUGCAAUAUGGUAGUAAUUACCAAAUAUGAGAACACAGCCUUUAAACAAACGUUUGGCGCUGACAUUCUUCUAAAUAAAAAGGGGCACACUCUGUCUUGAUGUCGAGAAUUUAGUGUGAAACUGCUCAAUCUCUCAAACCUUAUCAUUAGAGAUACAUGUACAAUUGUUUCAUGUUGAAUACGCAGUUAACAUUGUUGCUAAACAAACUGCAGUAUCCCUUUUCAUACCCUAUACUACCCAAAAAUAGAAUGGAAUAACAUAUUAAUGUUAAUGUGAAAUCUGUUUGUAGAUUGCAUGUUUUCUACUGCAAAAAGUUUCAGGCCUAUCGGCAAGCAAUUUUGUAUUCAAAUUGAUUGGUCGCUUACAAAGGUCAGGAUAAGGUGAAAAGUUGGCUUAUACAGCUAAGCCGAAAAAUGCAUACCAUAAUAAUUUAAUAAUGUGAACCAGCUUUAUUUUGUUUAUAAAAUGUUAUCUCUUGA